Ascochyta rabiei is the source of this 285-nucleotide messenger RNA. RefSeq lists its product as uncharacterized. The transcript has a single exon. NCBI's taxonomy places the organism in Eukaryota, Fungi, Ascomycota, Dothideomycetes, Pleosporales, Didymellaceae. Bases 1 to 285 code for a protein of 94 amino acids. The record is from RefSeq and is a predicted model, not a curated record.
AUGUUCCGUGUUGUUGGGCUUGGGGGCAUACCAUGUGCCGUUAUUAGCGCCAAUAGACAGCCUUUCGUUCUGUGUCGGACCGCACUUUGCAGGUACCUUUCGACAUGCGCUCAGGCGCUGACGGCAGAUGGCUACUUAAAGUUAUAUUGGCGGUAUUGUCGAUGUGCUUUAGACCAGAUGAGACAUGGAUCCAGUCAAGUGUGCUGCCGUCGUUGCUCUUUGACUCGUCUGAGAUUAGGAAUGCCGGCGUUUCUGCGUUGCGAUCACCGGGCUGUCUAUCAGUGA